GUUGUUUUGCUCCCGAGAAACCAUCCCAAGGGCAAAAGCGUCCGCGGGUGGGGGGGGGGGGGGAGAGGAGGAGGAGGAGGAGGAGGAGGACGACGAUCGUUCUCGCUCUCAAAAGUCACCAUGGACGUUCCCGGCAUGCAGAGUUCUCUGAUCGAUCCAGAAGAACUGUUCACCAAGCUGGACCGCAUUGGCAAAGGAUCCUUCGGAGAGGUCUUCAAAGGCAUCGACAACCGCUCGCUGAGGGUGGUGGCCAUCAAGAUCAUCGACCUGGAGGAGGCCGAGGACGAAAUCGAGGACAUCCAGCAGGAGAUCACCGUGCUGAGCCAGUGCGACAGUCCCUACAUCACCAAGUACUACGGCUCCUACCUCAAGGGCAGCAAACUGUGGAUCAUCAUCGAGUACCUCGGCGGAGGUUCUGCGCUCGACUUGCUUCGUGCGGGUCCCUUUGACGAGCCUCAAAUCGCCACCAUGCUGAAGGAGAUCCUGAAGGGUCUGGACUACCUUCACUCAGAGAAGAAGAUCCACAGAGACAUCAAAGCCGCCAACGUGCUUCUGUCGGAGCACGGCCAAGUGAAGCUGGCCGACUUCGGGGUGGCCGGUCAGCUGACGGACACGCAGAUCAAGCGGGAGACCUUCGUGGGGACGCCGUUCUGGAUGGCGCCCGAGGUCAUCCAGCAGUCCGCGUACGACUUCAAGGCGGACAUUUGGUCGCUGGGCAUCACCGCCAUCGAGCUGGCCAAGGGGGAGCCGCCCAAUUCGGAAAUGCAUCCAAUGAGGGUGCUCUUCCUCAUCCCCAAGUCGCCGCCCCCUACACUGACGGGCGACUUCUCCAGGAGCUUCAAAGAGUUCGUCGAGGCCUGCCUCAACAAGGACCCCGCCUUCCGUCCCACCGCCAAGGAGUUGCUCAAGCACAAGUUCAUCGUCAAGCACUGCAAGAAGACGUCCUACCUCAGCGAGCUGAUCGACCGCUACCGGAGGUGGCGUGAGCAGGGCCACGGCGACAGCAGCCCCGACGACUCCGACGGCGAGUCCGGCGACAAGAAGGACGAAGAGUCGCCGGAGUGGAGCUUCACCACCGUCCGCAAGCGCAAGACAGACGAGCGGCCGCAAAUCAACGGGCAGACGAGGAGCGACGGGCGCGCCGGCGUCGGCGCGUCCUCCCGUCUCGCUGCCGUCGUCUCGCCCGUCUUCAUCGAGUUGAAGCAGCAGCACAAGGAGUACUCUGCGACGCGAUUGGCCAUCGAAGAGUUGGAACAUAAUAUCCGAUUGGCCGAGGACGUGUGCCCGGGCAUCACGGACCGGAUGGUGACGCGUAUCAUCGACAGGUUCAACGCCAGCUGAGGACGGACGGGGAGUUGGCGCGGCGACCGCGGGCCGUGCCUCCAAAUUGGGGCUGCGCCGUGCAAUGUCUCCACGCGAGGGCACGCGUCGUUCCCUCGACCGCCGCCAGACAAAGCAGUGAUGAGUUGCGUUGCUUUUCCUCUUGUUCUAAUCCAGCGGCAGGGCUUUACCUUUUGUUGAUCUGUAAACGCAAAUAUGUGCUCGGUGGCAGUUUGCAAAGAUGAUCCGCCAAUGUUAUUGUUUUGUUAUGCUCAUUUACCGGCAAAGCAGAAAAUGGAAUCCCCCACGACGGGAGCGUUCCUGACAGUUUGAACCAACUCGGUCACGGUGUAUAUUAUUUUUGUCAUAAGGGAUGUGCUGAUGCUUGCCCGGCGGGAACGUACUACUUUUAGGUAAAUGUUUUCCUCUCUGGUUUCACGUUGAGCUUUCUGAAAAAAAAAUCUUUCAAGCUUGAUGAAAAUGUCUGUCCGUUUGAAUUCAUACAGUUGUCGCCAUUCGGCAUCAUUGAAAAUAAUGCAUGAGAUGUUGUCCGCACAUCGAGACAUAUUUUUGUAUGAGCAAUGGACUUAUUAAACGAGAAAAGAUUGUU
Syngnathoides biaculeatus (alligator pipefish) is the source of this 1930-nucleotide messenger RNA. It is a transcript of the gene stk26, whose product is annotated as serine/threonine protein kinase 26. The transcript has 11 exons. The record is from RefSeq and is a predicted model, not a curated record. Lineage: Eukaryota; Metazoa; Chordata; Actinopteri; Syngnathiformes; Syngnathidae. Bases 121 to 1341 code for a protein of 406 amino acids. Gene Ontology annotation, molecular function: ATP binding; protein kinase activity. Gene Ontology annotation, biological process: protein phosphorylation.